Messenger RNA from Carlito syrichta (Philippine tarsier), 978 nucleotides. Its product is annotated as sterile alpha motif domain-containing protein 11-like. The annotation marks the transcript as partial. NCBI's taxonomy places the organism in Eukaryota, Metazoa, Chordata, Mammalia, Primates, Tarsiidae. The record is from RefSeq and is a predicted model, not a curated record. The transcript has 4 exons. Gene Ontology annotation, molecular function: protein binding.
CCGCUGCCCCUGGGCUUCCCCUACACCGUCAACCCCUACUUCCACACAGGCGCCAUCGGGGGACUCUUCACGGAUGGGGAAGAGGCCACUGCCCCCGAGGACGUCAGCAAGUGGACAGUGGACGACGUCUGCAGCUUCGUGGGGGGCCUGUCUGGCUGUGGAGAGUACACUAGGGUCUUCCGAGAACAGGGGAUUGAUGGCGAGACCCUGCCACUGCUGACCGAAGAGCACCUGCUGACCACCAUGGGGCUUAAGCUGGGGCCUGCCCUCAAAAUCCGUGCCCAGGUGGCCAGGCGCCUGGGCCGCGUCUUCUACAUGGCCAGCUUCCCCGUGGCCCUGCCGCUGCAGCCGCCAACGCUGCGGGCCUCAGAGCAGGAACUCGGCACCGGAGAGCAGCCCCUGUCCCCGGCAGCAGCCACCUCCCCCUUCGGUGGGGGUCACGCCCCUGCCAGCCGAGCCUCACCCAAGCAGGAGAACGGGACCUUGGCUCUGCUCCCAGGGGCCCCCGACCCCUCCCAGCCUCUAUGCUGAGCUGGCUGGUGGGCUGCCCACUCCCAGGCUCCGUUCGAGGUUCCAGGCCCUCACCCCACUUAGUUCUCCGUUUGGUUUUAAUGCAAAAAGGUUUUAAAAGGAAAAUGUGAGCCAAGGGGAAGGGAGCCAGUUUCCAGAGACUUCUUGGGGUGCCUGCAGAGCCCGGGGCUGCUGAGAUCUGCAGCCCAGCCGAAGACAGAGGUGGCUGAGGAAGGGAGAGGGCCGCAGCCUUCCCGGCAGCCGGGGCUGUUUCCACAUGGGGCUGUUUCCACAUGCUGCCGUCAGGGCCAGCCGCCCCUGGGGGCUGAGCUCGCUCCGCCCCCCCGCUGCAGGACUGGGCAGCAGGCAGGCCCGCGUGGUCCCGUCCCCAGCGGCUGUGCCAGGGACCAGCACAGCUCACGACAUGUUUGGUCUUUCAUGCUGUAAAAAUAAAGCCUGUCCACCUUC